Messenger RNA from Phlebotomus argentipes, 3465 nucleotides. Its product is annotated as proton-coupled amino acid transporter-like protein pathetic. The transcript has 4 exons. Gene Ontology annotation, biological process: amino acid transmembrane transport. The record is from RefSeq and is a predicted model, not a curated record. Gene Ontology annotation, molecular function: amino acid transmembrane transporter activity. NCBI's taxonomy places the organism in Eukaryota, Metazoa, Arthropoda, Insecta, Diptera, Psychodidae. Gene Ontology annotation, cellular component: vacuolar membrane. The coding region runs from base 605 to 2098 and encodes 497 amino acids.
UGAAGAAGUAAAGGCACAUGCCGUGGAAAUCGGCAUUCUAUUUUGAUAUUCGCUGAUUAAGAGACUCUCAUUCCUAUUUAGAACAGCUUGAAAAACGGUCGUACGAGUAUCAGUGAAAUUCCUCGAAGCAAAUCUGUCGCUAAACCGCCAUUGAACUGAAUUAAUUUGCAAAGCGCCACAUCAAAACCGGACAAUUAACUGAAAAAUCAUCAACUUUUUCAACACUUUUGACCAUUUUGAAAUCUCUUUUUCUCUUCCCCCUUGACUUGGCUAGAGAGAAGUUAUUUCAUUUUACACUAUUGAGGUGGACUUUGCUGUGCAAUUCUUCUUUCUCUCCUGUGACUGAGUGAAAUUUCCGCGAAUUCUACUGACAUACGAGCCAAAUUUGGCCUUAUUAAUGUGGCAAAAAUUGAAGUUUAAGUGAUUCAAAAAAAGGACUUUCCUUUCGACCACUCUGAAGGUCUCUCUUUUAUUUGGCUCAGUACAAAAAGACAUAAUUCAGCGUAGAGAAACGCUCGUGAGUGAAUAUUUUUUACGUGCUCAAGACAUUUGAUUGGAAAAACCACCACUUCUUGGCAAGAAUUUCUCCAGAAAACUGACCACAAUGGAUCGGAUUCACAAAAGUUCUUCCAAAACGCCACUGGCGCCAACGGAAUACUCUGAAUUUCCCAUUAUCACAAAGUAUGAUCAGAAGCGGCAAUCGGCGCGGACUGAAUUGAGAGACACGUUAUACACGAAGAGCAAGGCUGAGAUGAACGACGUGCCAGCAGCCACGGCGGCCGGAUCGACGCUGCCCCUCGUCCAGCUGAGGAAGGAUGAGGAAGCGGGCGAGUACAAUCCGUUCGAGCACCGGAAGGUGACUCAUCCCACCACAGACACCGAGACGCUGGUGCACCUGCUCAAGGGCUCCCUCGGCUCGGGCAUCCUGGCCAUGCCGCUGGCCUUCCUCAACGCCGGCCUGUGGUUCGGCCUGGUGGCCACGCUGCUCAUCGGCAUCAUCUGCACCUACUGCGUGCACAUCCUGGUCAAAUGCUCGCACAAGCUCUGCCGCAGGACUCAAAUUCCGUCCCUGGGAUUCGCUGACAUCGCCGAGACCGCCUUCCUCGCCGGCCCCGAUGGUCUGCACAAGUGGUCCCGCUUCGCCAGGUUUAUCAUCAAUCUCUUCCUCGUCGUGGACCUCAUCGGCUGCUGCUGCGUGUAUGUGGUGUUCGUGGCGACCAACAUCAAGCAAGUCGUCGAUCACUACUACUCAGUGGAUCUCGACGUGCGCGUAUACAUGGCCUUCCUCCUGCUGCCACUGAUCCUGAUCAAUCUCAUCCGCAAUCUCAAGUACCUCACGCCCUUCUCCAUGGUCGCCAAUGUGCUCAUCGCCGCCGGAAUGGGCAUCACGAUGUACUACAUCCUCUCAGACUUGCCAUCUGUCUCUGAGCGCCACGCCAUCUCCGAUGUCAAGCACAUGCCCAUGUUCUUCGGCACUGUCAUCUUCGCCCUGGAGGGAAUCGGCGUAGUCAUGUCCCUGGAGAACAACAUGAAGAACCCCAACCACUUCAUUGGCUGCCCUGGAGUCCUCAACACUGGCAUGGCUUUCGUUGUUGGACUGUACGCCACUGUCGGCUUCCUGGGAUACCUCAAGUACGGCGAGGACACCAAGGGUAGCAUCACCCUCAAUCUGCCCAUCGAUGAAAUGCUUGCUCAAUCUGUCAAGCUCAUGAUCGCCAUCGCCAUUUUCCUCACCUAUUCGCUUCAGUUUUACGUCCCAAUGGAGAUUCUGUGGAAGAACCUCAAGGGGAACUUCAAUGACAACCACAGGAAUGCUGCUGAAUAUUCACUCCGAGUUGGCCUUGUGAUCCUCACAGUUGGCAUUGCUGCUGCGAUCCCCAAUCUUGGCCCCUUCAUUUCCCUCAUCGGAGCUGUCUGCUUGAGUACUCUAGGACUGAUCUUCCCGUCUGUAAUUGAGAUCGUGACGUACUGGGAGUCCGGAAUGGGUCAGUACAACUGGCGAUUGUGGAAGAAUAUCCUGCUGAUUGUGUUUGGCGUCAUUGGUUUCCUCACUGGCACAUAUGUUAGUGUGAUUGAGAUCAUCGAGGCACACAUUUAAGCACUAAUUUCCCAGAAUCUUCACCGUUGAUUGUUUUGACUUUACCCGCGAAGGAGGACAAGAAUAUUCAUCUUGCUCAUUUUUAUAAUCUUUCGACGAACAUUGUAUUUUGUGUAGUGUUAUUUCUAAAUGUCCAUUCUAGUUAGCGAAUUUACAGUGAAUUUUCUUUCUAGUGAAAAAUAAAAAGAACACGAUAAAUUGUGAUUUCUCUAUUAAUCGUUAAAAAAAAACAUAUUUUAGUGAUGCGAAAGACAGAAAUCGAGAAAAAAAUUCAAAUGUAAAUUUGUCAUUAGGCAAAAAAAUCUUGGCAACUCAAAGAAAAGAAAAGAAUGAAAAUUCAAAAAAAAAUUAUGCGAGAGAAACAUGUUCGAGGGAGAAUUUGUGAAAACUGUGGUGAAAAAAUGAAAAAUACUUUUAUGCAUACAUUUUAGUUGAUAAGAUGAUUUAUAAACAAAAUGAAAUUACGCAAUAAGGCUUUACUUUUAGCUUUUAAUAAUUAUUUUCCUCAAUAGGAAAUGUCUAUAAAUAUAUUUUUUCCUCAUACGGAAAAUAACUUUAUUAUCGGUCGCUAAUACCGCUCAUGGACUUGGAACUUGAAUUUUAGUGUCUUGAAAAGUGAGUUCUCAAAUGUAAAGCUUUAUCUGGAGACAGAAAUUGAUGCUAAUCAAAACGUAUCGUCAGAUACCAAAAAAAACAGCCUGUACAAUGUUAGUAUUUAACGAGAAAACCAGACGAAUCUUGUGUUGGAGAGCCUAGUUUUUAAGAAACCAAAAUUUCUAUUCUCUGCUUCUGUGAUCGGCACAACUGCUAGAAUUAGAGCCAUUUCUUUUACCUUUUUAUUUUGUCUUCUCAAGUAUUAUGAAAUAUUGGACAGCAAUAGAAUAACCUCAUUUUCUACACUCAUCAAAAAAUAAAUUUUCGUUCAUAUAAAAGCAAAAGGAAAAGAAAAAAAAACCGAAAAAAGAGGACUUUAAGCAAUUUUUUUGAUUUGUUAAAAUACGCCAGAGAAACACUGACGAGAAGUGUGAUAAUAUAAUAGUGAUUAAAAUAUUUAAUCCAGUAAAUAAAAGUGUACAAUUGACAGAUGUAGUUGUGCAAGGAAAUGUCAUCUGAAAUAGAGAAUUUCACAAAUAUAAAAAAAUAGAAUUAUUUUGUUCUGUGCCUUCUCACCAUACAAAAGAAAAAAAUGAAAUGUAUUCGAAUCAUAACGGAACACACUUAAAAUUUGCAUAAACAUAAUCUAUGUAACUUGUUUAGUGUUUAGGAAACUAUUGGUUUUGUAGUGAUAGACUUGAAUCAAUAUUUUGUUAUUUUUUAAAGACAAUAAAAACCUUAUAUACAUUUAAUAAAGCGAGGAAAUGAAAGAA